Messenger RNA from Cyprinodon variegatus (sheepshead minnow), 2244 nucleotides. RefSeq names its product protein kinase, cAMP-dependent, regulatory subunit type II beta (gene prkar2b). The record is from RefSeq and is a predicted model, not a curated record. Gene Ontology annotation, cellular component: cAMP-dependent protein kinase complex. The transcript has 11 exons. NCBI's taxonomy places the organism in Eukaryota, Metazoa, Chordata, Actinopteri, Cyprinodontiformes, Cyprinodontidae. The coding region runs from base 246 to 1463 and encodes 405 amino acids. Gene Ontology annotation, biological process: regulation of protein phosphorylation. Gene Ontology annotation, molecular function: cAMP-dependent protein kinase regulator activity.
CUGGGUCACAUGCGUGGGUUCCCUAUAGCCAGAAGCAGCAGAAGAUGCUUGGACCAUAAAUCCACAGCCAUUUUCAUUCAAGAAAAGAGAGGAUCCGCUGUGGACGGCUCGCUGUCUGACUGGGGCGGUGGUGGUGGCCAGACUACACCCGCUUAUUCUGACCUCUUUGUUUUCUUUUUUCUUUUUUUUUCUUCUUGAAUUCGCAGCAAACCCGUUUUCUCCACAUCCACAGACGGAAAACAGGAAUGAGUAUAGAAAUUCCUGAGGGACUGACGGAGCUGUUACAGAGCUUUACCGUGGAAGUGUUGAGGAAUCAGCCGAGGGAUCUGCUUGAGUUUGCGCUCCAGUACUUCACCCGUCUGAAGGACAGCGAGACCAAAGAGGCCUCCUUUGGCCAUGACCAAAAUUCGGCCCCUAGAUCUGGGAAAGCGGUCAAUUUCAUUGACGAGGCCAUGCAGAUCGAUUCGGAGAACGGGGAGGAAGAGGACGACGACGAUGAAGAAUUCAUAGCACCAGUGAUAAACAGAUUCAUCAGAAGAGCAUCAGUGUGUGCAGAGGCGUUCAACCCUGACGAUGAAGAAGAAGAUAAAGAGCCACGGGUUACCCAUCCCAAAACGGAUGAACAGAGACAGAGACUACAGGAAGCUUGCAGGGACAUUCUUCUCUUCAAGAAUUUAGAUCCAGAGCAAAUGUCUCAGGUUUUGGACGCCAUGUUUGAAAAGCUCUGCACGGAGGGCGAGCACAUCAUUGAUCAAGAUGAUGACGGGGACAACUUCUAUGUAAUUGAAAGUGGGACGUUUAACAUCUUCGUGAAGGUCGAGGGUGCUGAGAAGUUGGUGGGUUCCUACGACAACAAAGGCAGCUUUGGAGAACUGGCGCUGAUGUACAACACCCCCCGGGCAGCCACGAUAAUUGCAACCUCACCUGGAGCCCUUUGGUGCCUGGAUCGUCUGACGUUCAGGAGGAUCAUAGUGAAAAACAACGCCAAGAAGAGGAAGCUGUACGAGGCAUUCAUUGAAACUCUUCCCCUGCUCACGUCUUUAGAGGUGUCAGAGAGAAUGAAGGUAGUAGAUGUGCUUUCCACAAGGGUGUAUAACGACUCCCAGCAAAUUAUUGCUCAGGGUGAUUUAGCCGAUUGCUUUUACAUCGUUGAGAGCGGCCAAGUUAGAAUCACCAUGAAAAGAAGCCGGACAAAAAAAGACGAGGAGGAGGAAGAGGAGGUGGAUAUUGCCACGUGCACGAGGGGCCAGUAUUUUGGGGAGUUGGCUCUUGUCACAAACAAGCCCAGAGCUGCAUCGGCAUAUGCUGUGGGGAGUGUCAAAUGCUUGGUCUUGGAUGUCAAAGCCUUUGAGAGACUACUCGGCCCGUGCAUGGACAUCAUGAAGAGAAACAUCGCUAACUACGAGGAGCAGCUGGUGGCCUUGUUUGGAAGUAGCACUGAGAUUGAGCAGCAGAGUGCAUAAAGCAACUCCAACAAACCAUAAUGGAGACAACGGGAACAAACAGGCCCACUGAGGAUGUUUUUCCGCAAUGCUACUCAAAACACAAGAAGAAAUGUGAAUACCCACUAUACAACAUUUGAGUGUCUUACAAUUAAGACUAAGAUAUGGCCCGUUUUAGUAGAGUGUACAACAGAAAGUUGCAGAUUCAGCACGCCAAAGCAGAGUUGCUCAAAAGCUUGUUUUAUUGCAUUAACCAUGACUUUCACUGUAAAGAAUAUGUGUGCAUUUUAAUUGUCGAGUGUCAAGUGCUUCACUUUUUUUGUAAACUGAAACACUUUGUUAAGCCUCACCCCAUAUUUUUCUUUGAAAAACGGUAUUCUGAUAAGACAGUGUAUUAUUGCUUGUAAAUUUCUAAACCUUAGCAGUCUUAAAUAGGAUGCCACAGUUGAUUUAUGUUUGGAUAGUCAUUUUCGAUUUGCCACAUUUACCUUUCUCAGUAGGAGAAAUUCAUAUGAUCCACACAUGGCGUGAAAAAAUAUUUACUUCCUCACAGAUUUGGAAAAUUUUGCAGCCUAAAUGUUGUUAAAAUUAAAGCAAACUUUAAAAUCAUGCAAGGAUAAUCUUAAUAAAUACAAAAUGCAGUUUUUAAAUUAUGAUUUUUUUCUUUACUUAGAGAGGGAGAUCUAUCCAAACCAACCCUGUAUAAAAAAGUAAUAAAGUGAUUGAACCGUUGUUAGUUAUUCAUUUUAUAUGAUCGAUCAUGUGUUUUUUUUAAAGCUGAGUUUAUUUAUAUUUACUGAAC